This is a messenger RNA of Phyllotreta striolata, 1595 nucleotides long. Lineage: Eukaryota; Metazoa; Arthropoda; Insecta; Coleoptera; Chrysomelidae. The record is from the annotation of a GenBank genome assembly.
GUCAACGUCAACGUCAUUGUCUUCCGUCUGUCGAAUUGUGGGACGAUAGGUGCCAUUUUAAUUUCUAGAUUUUUUUCCGAAAAUGGGCUUCUGGAACAGUUCUUUCACAACCAUGGAUAUCAUUUCGAAGAAUUGUCUAAUUUGCAAGGCCUACUCUUAGAAGCCGGCGAGCAUCAAUCGUGUUUCAAUCGCAGUACCUCGUAGGAUCGCUUACGAUCGAUCGACCAUCACUCCGAUUCAUAGAAUUUUCGUUUACAAGAGAAAAUAAAAUGGCGACCAAAGAGGACCGUACGCUCGGUUCGGGCAUCUCCUUCCCCCAGUGGAUGAGGACCAAAAGCCACCAGAAAUUCGAAUUGGAUCCCAACGCCUUUUCGCCGCCCGAACUCGAAGACAGUUUCAUAUUGUACUACAGGCAUCCGAAGAAGGAGACCAAAGCGAACGAAUCGACCGUCAUCAAGGCGAAUCUGCCGGAGAACAUUACCGUUUCGGCGGUGAAAAAGCACCAGGAUUUUUCCCAUCACCCGGUGCCCUGUCAGAAGUACCUGCAAAAUGGAUUAGACAUCAGCCCGAAGGCCCAAACGACCGCCGAGAUGAAGACCAAAUCGUCGGGCACCGACGACGGCUUCAAGGGCGAGGCGGCCCGAUGCGGCAGCUCCAUCAUCAAGGUGGCCACGCAGAUGGUGUCCGGCAGGGCGUCCGGCGGCGGCCGGUCCGAUUGCGGCGGCGGCGGCGAGGAGGAGGCGGCGACGCCGCCGCCGGCCUCCUACCAGCGGCAGCGGCGCGGCAGCAGGAGCCUGCCCGCCUCGCCUUUGACGUCGCCGGGCAACAGCCCAAAGGCCGGCAGGAAGAUGAACAAGUACUUUACCGGGGCGUUCACCGAUGUGGAUAAAUCGAAAGGUAGUUGGCUGUUGUCGAAUUUGCUGGCCAGACGGGAAAUAUCCCAAUCGGUGGGCCAAAUAAAGGAGGAGCUGCCCGAAGAAUUGGGCAAGGCCGCUUCGACGGCGAGCGUUGAUGAUUUCCCGGGAAAACGCCCGGUGGUUUACAAGGCGAAGCCGUCGGAAUUGCGCGAGAUGAAUUUCUGGUCUCCGACUUCGAUGUAAAACGGCUCCCCCGAAAGCUCUCAUUUCUCAUACGAUUUAUUUUAUGUAUUUUUUUUUGUUUGUUUAUCUGAAAGGGUAUUGUUGUUGUAAAACGCGAUUAUGUUAGGUGUAAUUUAGUAUAACUUUUUUCUUCUUCUUUUCGUUUUUAAGUAGUUCUAAAUGAGGUUAAUUUCACGACAUUCCUUCCGUUGCUGUGCGUUUUAUUUAUUUUUCUAUAUCGGUGCUACUUAAAAAUUUAUGCAAAGUCUAAAAUCUCGGAAUUUGAUACUGGAAUGUUCAACGCAAAUUUUUUUUUAUUCAAAUUUAAGUUCUUUCAGUAUUGGUGAUAACGAACAGUAGUUUAAACUCUACUAAAAUUUAUUCUAUAUUAUUUAUUACGAUUUCUAGGACUAAAAUGUAAACGAUUUGUUUUUUUUCUAAUUAAUAUAAAUAAAAUAGGUUAUUUAUUUCGCAUCAAUCACUCAAAUAGGUUGUGUAUUCUAUUCAGUUUUAUAG